Molecule: messenger RNA, 1950 nt
Organism: Australozyma saopauloensis
Lineage: Eukaryota; Fungi; Ascomycota; Pichiomycetes; Serinales; Metschnikowiaceae
Exons: 1
Coding region: 1-1950 (649 amino acids)
Molecular function (GO): protein binding
Source: RefSeq, a predicted model, not a curated record
AUGCUUGAUGCACCCACCAGAUUACGCAAUGCGAUAAUCCUGGGUAAUCUAUCUAUUACAAAACGCCUCCUAGGCCGUUUCCCGGAGCUUUGGCUUAAUAUUGACCCCAAUCAUGACGGUUGGUGUAACCUACAUUACGCGGCAUACCAUGGCCACUAUCUCAUCUGCUUCCAUCUAAUAACGAUGAUGAAGAAGUAUAAACGAGAUAUUCCAGGACAUGGAACAAUUUGCGAUAUUGACCUCGUUACGUUCAACAAUUCCACAUUAUUCCAUAUGCCUCUAGAACACCAUUACUCUCAAACGCUACACUACCUACUACAGGCAUUUUCAGGAAGCAAAUGGUUGGAUCAGAAGGGCGGAAGUGAUCUUCGAACCCCACUACAUUGUUGUUGUGAGUACGACUUCCUAGAAGGACUCAAUCUUUUUCUUGAGUUUGGUGCUGACUGGUCAGUACAAGAUAUAAACGGAGAUACGUGCCUACAUAUUUGCUUUGCUAACGGAAGCAUCUCAUGUCUCCAGGGUUUGGUGAAAAGUAUAGCCACCCGUAAAACAAUGACCACUUUGAGUAAAGAUCUCGAUGUGUCAUCUAAAGAGGAAGGCGGGCCUUCCCUCACAGCAUUGGUUCUGGAGGUCAAUGACCAGUUAUGUGUCCUUGAAGCGACACUCAAUACCCGUGGCUUCACUGCCUUUUUCCAGGCACUGUCCGAACUGAUCGUGACCCAAUACAAGACACAAAAGAUCCAAUGGAUAACACAAUGUGUUGAGAGCGAGUUGGCUUUGCACGAGAAUGUGCCCUCAGUAGUAUCCUCCGCAAACCUCACGAGUCUCAUGAAUGCAUCUUUUAGUACGCGUCCUCGUCUUCUGUCUGUCUCGAGCUCUGUCACUUCGUCGCUAGGACAUAUUGGCCAUGCAAUCUCCAGGUCGUCCUUAGAUUCUGAGACCCCUCCACCCAUUGCUACUCCACAAUUUGACUCUUUGGUCCUGCUGUCUGGCCCUGAAGUUAUCUCCUCGGCGCGAAACUCAGAGGCCGCCAGUACGGGGCGCAAACAUCUGUCAUCAUUACCAAACUCAAGUCAAACAGACAACAUUGUCUCUCAAAUUGCUUACGAUAAAACUACGCAGAUGCGCAAACAUUCAAAAUCUUUUGGCUAUGGAUAUCGUACAUCACCUAGCCAACUUCGCACGCCUAAAUUGAGUCUGACUCUGUCAAUGCAGCCUCCCAGUCCUCAUCCCUUCGAAUUUACAAGGAAUCAGUCUCUUAAGUCUAUAACAAUUUCACCACUGUCAAGGCAGAAUAAGCGCGUGGAUGUUGAUGAUGUUACAGAAGAGUCAGAGCUGGAAGAGUCUGUAGGUUCAAGUGAUUCGAGUAUUGUGUCGGCGUCUAGCUUGGCCGCUGUCACCCCAACAUCCUCUAAACUUCUAUCGCAGCAAUUUUUUUCUCCUCUCAAUUCACUGCGGCGGCGAAGCGUGUCUGCAACUCAAGUCCACACUGACUCCGCAAAGACAAGUGCAGAGGAUGUCAGUAUCCCGAAAUCUACUGGCAGCAGAUCAAAUUUGCCAUUUUUUAGGCGCAAUUUUUCAACUCCCACCUUCUCGCUGGAAGGGCCUCCUAUUGGAGAUGGAAGUCUGCCUAAGAAGUCUAGUAGAAGGCCUAGCAUUGGAGGAGAACCGGUGGGCAAACCCUCGUUGCGCUUGCUUAUACCUGAAAGUAACUCUUUGGCGAAACCAAAAACAUUUGCAUUGUCACCGUCUUCCAAUUCUGUGACCAGUGAUGACUUCACUACAGAACCUAGUCCUUCAACUCUUUCCGCGUACCGUGUCAAGCCGCUUUUGCAGCGGGUACCCAUAAAUCGAGUGGGUUCAAUAUUAGAAUCCUCCGAGGAGAAUAUGUCACCACAUCUCAGCGAGUCAGUUCAUAGCAUCAGUUUUACACGUGUACGAGGCGAGUGA